AUGGGACCCAUCGAGUUGAACAAGCGACGUAUCUUCUUUCUAGUCGCUGGCAUCAUAUCCUUCUAUAUCCUUUUCCACGGCCUGUCAUCGUUUGACCGCGACAGCCUCAAGGAUGCCACUGCUCAUAUUCCCCUCCCGGGCUAUCUGAGCCCGACUGAGCACAAACCUCCAAUUGAGGCCGAUCCAGACGACAUAUGGGAUUUCAGUCCCGAACCCUCUCCUGCCGCGCACCCAGAUAUCGAUCCGGCCAACCCUCCAACCACCGAGUCGAAGCCUGUUCAGCAUUUCGAUUUGCAUCCUAUUGCGCGGUUAAUGCAAGAAGCCGAUGACCGGUGGAGAACUUAUGAGUCUGCAAUUUCUACGAGCUUCAGGCAGACGGUGGAAAAAUACAGGAGCCGAUAUGGCAGACACCCUCCUCCAGGCUUCAAGGACUGGUACAGGUUUGCGCGCAAGAGAAAUGUCUUUAAUGUCGACGAUUUCGACCAGAUCAUGGACGACCUUCGACCAUUCUGGGCCGUCAAUGCCUCUGACAUCCGCACCCACGCCGCGCACAUGGCAGAGGACCCCAAAUUCGGCGUUGCGGUCAUCCAUAUCCGGGAUCAUAAGAUCGUGCGGGCGGACAAUCCCAGUUGGAGAUCAGAGACCAUGGAACAGGUCAUCAACAAGUUCGUCGAGUUCCUGCCCGACAUGGACAUCCCCAUGAAUAGGCUGGAUCAACCUCGAGUCAUCGUGCCAUGGGAAGAUAUGCAGGAGAUGCUGCAGAAGGAGUACGAUACUCGGGCAAUGCCUCCCGAAGUGGCGGACAGUUUCUCCGAGGGCCAACCCAAUCUGUUGGAUCUCAGCAUCAAAGACAAAGAACAGGACAAUUCAACUCGGCUCGACGACGGCUGGUUCUUCCGCCCAGGCAAGCAGUAUAUGGAUAUAGCUGCGAAGGCAUGCCCCCCCGAAUCUCCCGCACGGUCAAACAUGACCGUUGCAGAGGCGGACCAGUUAUACAAGGAGUCCACAGUCGGGCUGGUGGCUAAUUUCAAUCUGUCAUCGGAUCUCUGCACUGUCGGACCAACCAUUCAAAAUCUCCAUGGCUUGCUGUAUUCGGCCAGCAGUAUUAUCGCGUCCCACAAGUUGGUGCCCAUCUUUGGCGAAUGCAAGGUCAAUGUCAACAGUGACAUCCUGUUCCCGGCCAACAUGUACUAUCGACACGAUGAUCGAUACGACUACAAUGCCUCGGACGAUUUGGACUGGAGGGACAAGGACGACACUAUAAUCUGGCGCGGUGUCACUUCUGGAGGCGUUCAAACUGGGGACAAUUGGCAGACCAUGCAUCGACAACGACUGGUCCAGCUUACCAACGGUACUUAUGUCGCCAAGUCUGCAACAGAGGUCAAGGUGCUCACGGAAAAGCGAGACGAUCCCGCCGCUGAGAACACGACUUAUGAGCUCUAUGACCGAUUCCAGCCCUCGCAAUUUGCAGACCAGCACUCCGACAUUGGAUUUGUCGAAUCCUGGGGCUGCGUGCCGGAUUGCUCGUUCUACAACAACGUCUUCUCCUGGAAGCCACAGGUCUCUCUCACGUCGCAGUUCAAGUCGAAGUACCUGAUCGACGUGGACGGCCACUCUUUCUCUGGCCGCUGGCGUGCGUUUCUGCAGAGCAAAAGUCUCGGUUUCAAAGCAACAAUCUUCCGCGAAUGGCACGACAGUCGACUUUUGGCAUGGAGACAUUUUGUGCCCGUCGACAAUCGAUAUGACGACCUAUAUGCCUUGCUUACCUACUUUAUUGGUUAUGGAGAGGCGAACAAGGAUCAUGCCGUCGAGGAUCAAGAGCUCAACCCGCAGGUGUAUAUCGCGCCGCAUGUCAAAGAGGCGCAGAAGCUGGCCAGACAAGGUCGGGAGUGGGCCAACAAAGUCCUCAGAAGAGAGGAUAUAGAGGUUUACAUGUUUCGAUUGCUUUUGGAAUAUGGCCGCAUCAUUGACGAUGGUCGAGAUUAUAUUGGAUAUUCAGGUGACGGCAGCGAGUUGGAUAAAUUCGAUGCCGGCGACGAAAAAGAUGGACUCUGGGGUAUCGGCGGAUGGAAAAGGUAA
Capronia epimyces CBS 606.96 is the source of this 2079-nucleotide messenger RNA. RefSeq lists its product as uncharacterized. The coding region runs from base 1 to 2079 and encodes 692 amino acids. The record is from RefSeq and is a predicted model, not a curated record. The transcript has a single exon. Lineage: Eukaryota; Fungi; Ascomycota; Eurotiomycetes; Chaetothyriales; Herpotrichiellaceae.